Anthostomella pinea is the source of this 603-nucleotide messenger RNA. NCBI's taxonomy places the organism in Eukaryota, Fungi, Ascomycota, Sordariomycetes, Xylariales, Xylariaceae. The record is from the annotation of a GenBank genome assembly.
AUGUCGCAGCCGAGCACCCAAAAGAAGUUCGGAAAGUCGACCCGGGAGGUCCCUCACCACUCCGAGAAGGCCCAGAAGUGGUACCCGGCUGAGGAUGAGCCCAAGCCCAAGACGACCCGCAAGGCUCUCCGACCCUGGGCCCCGAGAACCUCCCUCAAAGCCGGCACCGUCCUCAUUCUCCUGGCUGGCCGGUUCCGUGGCAAGCGGGUUGUCCUCCUCAAGACCCUCGACCAGGGUGUUCUGCUCGUUACCGGCCCCUUCAAGAUCAACGGUGUUCCCCUGAGACGAGUCAACGCCCGAUAUGUCAUCGCCACCUCUCACCAGGUCGACCUGAAGGGCCUGGACCAGAGCAAGAUCGACGAGAUCGCGCAAGCCAAGUACUUCACCGCGGACAAGGCCAAAAACAAGGCGAGCGAGGAGGCUUUCUUCAAGCAGGGCGAGAAGCCGGAGAAGAAGGAGAUCAACAGCAGCCGCGCGGCGGACCAGAAGACCGUCGACAAGGCUCUGCUUGCCAACAUCAAGAAGGUCGACAUGCUCGCCAGUUACCUCUCGAGCUCGUUCAGCCUACGCAAAGGCGACAAGCCCCACGAGAUGAAGUGGUAG